AUGAGUUUAGUAAGAAAUUCUUGUCAGUUUGUGAGUGAGAAUUCCAAACAUGUGAAAAUCAACAAGGAGGAAUUACAAAAAUAAGUCAAUGAAUGGUAUAUUAAGAAUAAACACAAAUACAAAGAAUUUGAUGAAUAUGAAUGUCAUCUUGCAGGUGAUGAGGAAUAAGUGGUUGACUUUUUGUUUAUAUUGGAUUCCCUAAACUUUUGUUUUUGGCCACAAAAAGAUUAUGAAUACGAAAAUUUGUCAUCAGCCAUAAAGGAAUGUUUUUAGAAAUCUCCCCAACAAUUCAAAGCAGAAUCCAUAUUAUAAAUGACAUUUGAGGAAUUUCAAUAGUUGCUCUUCCCAAAUCACCCUGAUUUCCCAUUGAUCACAGAGAGAUAUAGAUUAUUGAAACAUGCCUCAGAAGUAUUGGUGACAUUUUUUGAAGGAGAAUUUGUGAAUGUAAUCAAAGCUGCUAAAAAUUCUGCUGCCAAAUUACUUAAUAUAUUGACAACCCAAUUUCUAGGAUUUUAGGAUCAUGCAAUAUAUAAGGGGAGAUAGACCUUUUUUUACAAGCGAUCACAAAUCUUAAUAGGAGACAUAUAUGCUGCACUAAAAGGGUAAGGACUAGGUAAAUUUGAUGACAUCGAAAUCUUAACGAUGUUCCCAGAUUAUAGAGUACCAUAAAUUUUAAAUUAAUUAAAUGUUUUGGAAUAUGAUGAAGAAUUGGCGAAUAAGAUUAAAAAUGAAGUCGAAAUUACUCAUGGAUCUGAAUAUGAGAUUGAAAUAAGGGCCAAUAGUGUAAUAGCAGUAGAAUACAUAAAGGAGGAGUUCUAGAAGUUAGGAUAGAAAUUAAAUAGUAUAGAAGUGGAUUGGAUGCUAUGGUAGAUGGGUGAAGAAUAACGAUUCGACAUAGUGCCACACCAUAGAACCUUGUCAAUAUAUUAUUGAUUUUUGUAUAGC
This is a messenger RNA of Paramecium octaurelia, 945 nucleotides long. The record is from the annotation of a GenBank genome assembly. NCBI's taxonomy places the organism in Eukaryota, Ciliophora, Oligohymenophorea, Peniculida, Parameciidae.